AUACGUAUAUGUAUAUAUAUAUAUAUAGAGAGAGAGAGAGAGAGAGAGAGAGAGAAAGAGAGAAAACACUGGACAUCGCGCUAGAGAAUCGUGAAGAUCGUGGAAGAUCGAGGGACUGUGGAGUCACGAGUUUGAAGAUCCGUCACACUAUAGAUCGUGCGAACUAACUCGGCAAGGAUUAAAUGCGAAUGUGCACGGGACAAUUGGUUGACGUUUGAUAAUAGCACAGUGUGUGUUUGGUAAGGGAUAAAGCAGAUCGCCACAGCGGUUGUUCUCGUUUGGACCAGUUCCAGGCGGAUGUGAAACCGCCGACAAGUGAUAUUACGGCCGAUACCACAAUGGUGAACUAUCCUCGGAUCAUGACAUUCAGUUAGUGAUCGUGUGCAUCCCCACGUUGUUGCGCGUGUGCAUUUGUGCAGCGUAGUAGAUAAAAGAAGAAAGAUAGAAGGAAAGAGGGGAGAGAAGAAGGGGGUGAUCGAUGAAAGAAGGUUGUCGUUGUUGGACAUGAGGCGAGGAAAACAGCACGUGUUCGUCGUAGCCAGAGGCUGGACGAGAUCCUGAUAGCCGCAGCGACCAGGAUCCGGGAUCAUUCAAGGAAGAAAGGAUGCCAGGGGGGCGCAGGGGCCUGGUCGCCCCGCAAAACACAUUCCUCGAGAACAUCAUACGACGGAGCAGCAGUCAACCUGACAGCAGUUUUCUCCUGGCGAACGCUCAGAUCGUCGACUUCCCUAUUGUCUAUUGCAACGAAAGCUUUUGCAAAAUCUCUGGCUAUAAUCGUGCCGAGGUUAUGCAAAAGUCCUGCCGCUGCGGAUUCAUGUACGGGGAGUUGACGGACAAAGAGACGAUCGCCAGGAUCGAGGAAUGCCUCGAGGGCCAGAUUCACGAUCAAUUCGAGAUCCUGCUGUACAAGAAGAACAGUGCCCCACGAGAAACACCACUAUGGCUGCUUCUACAAAUAGCGCCAAUAAAGAACGAACGGGACCUAGUGGUCCUGUUCCUGUUGACCUUCCGGGACAUCACUGCCCUGAAGCAGCCAAUCGAGGCAGACGACAGCAAGGGUGGCCUCUCCAAAUUCGCCAAGCUCGCCAGAUCGGUCACCAGGUCGAGAUCUGUUCUUGUCUCACAAUUCAGCUCCCAUCUGCCCGCCCUCAAGGAUUCCGCGUUGCCAACCACCGCGAAGCAAUCACACUUAGCUCAUAUGAUGUCCUUAAGCGGCGACGUGAUGCCGCAGUACAGACAAGAGGCGCCAAAGACCCCGCCGCACAUUUUGUUACAUUACUGCGCGUUCAAGGCGAUUUGGGACUGGAUCAUUUUAUGUUUGACUUUUUACACGGCCAUCAUGGUGCCCUACAACGUCGCGUUCAAAAACAAAACCAGCGAGGAUGUGUCCCUGCUGGUUGUCGACAGCAUCGUUGACGUCAUAUUCUUCAUCGACAUUGUCCUCAACUUUCACACCACGUUCGUUGGCCCUGGUGGCGAGGUGGUGUCUGACCCUAAGGUGAUCAGAAUGAACUACCUGAAAUCAUGGUUCAUCAUCGACCUGUUGAGCUGCCUACCGUACGACGUGUUCAACGCGUUCGAUCACGACGAGGACGGCAUAGGAAGCCUGUUUUCAGCGUUGAAAGUGGUCCGUCUUCUCCGGCUUGGUCGGGUCGUUCGAAAACUAGACCGGUAUCUGGAGUAUGGAGCCGCGAUGCUCAUUCUACUGCUCUGUUUCUACAUGUUGGUUGCUCACUGGCUGGCCUGUGUCUGGUACGUCACUUUAAGGUACUCGAUAGGAAGGUCAGACGCCGAUAACGGAGUUCAAUAUUCCUGGCUGUGGAAGCUGGCGAACGUCACCCAGUCCCCGUACAGUUACCUGUGGACCAAUACCAGCACCGCGCCUGAAUUAGUCGCGGGACCGUCCAGGAGAACCAUGUACGUCACCGCAUUAUACUUCACGAUGACUUGCAUGACUUCGGUGGGAUUCGGUAACGUCGCCGCCGAAACCGACAACGAGAAGAUUUUUACCAUCUGCAUGAUGAUCAUUGCCGCUCUGUUGUACGCCACCAUCUUUGGUCACGUGACUACGAUAAUCCAACAGAUGACAUCCGCCACGGCUAAAUAUCACGAUAUGUUGAACAACGUGAGGGAAUUCAUGAAAUUGCACGAGGUGCCGAAAGCUCUUAGCGAACGCGUGAUGGAUUAUGUGGUGAGCACUUGGGCGAUGACCAAGGGCCUAGACACUGACAAGGUACUCAACUACUGCCCUAAAGAUAUGAAGGCGGACAUCUGCGUUCACUUGAACAGAAAAGUCUUCAACGAGCAUCCUGCGUUUAGAUUGGCCUCUGACGGUUGCCUUCGCGCCCUGGCAAUGCAUUUCACGAUGUCCCAUAGCGCACCGGGUGAUCUAUUGUAUCAUACAGGCGAGUCGAUCGACUCGUUGUGUUUCAUAGUGACUGGAAGCCUGGAGGUAAUCCAAGACGACGAAGUGGUCGCCAUUCUCGGUAAGGGUGACGUGUUUGGGGACAGCUUCUGGACAAACCCGUCCGUGGGACAGAGCGCUGCCAAUGUUCGAGCUCUAACCUAUUGCGAUCUUCACACAAUCAAGAGAGAUCGACUGUUGGAGGUGUUGGAUUUUUACCAAGCCUUCGCCAAUUCGUUUGCUAGGAAUCUCGUUCUGACUUACAAUCUUAGUCAUCGGCUAAUUUUUCGGAAAGUGGCCGAUGUCCGUCGGGAAAAGGAGCUUGCCGAGAGAAGAAAAAACGAGCCACAGUUAGAUCAAGCGCAGGAUCAUCUGGUGCGAAAAAUUUUUUCGAGGUUCAAGACUGACGGGGAUGCCCAGAUCGUUGGCGUGAGCAGGGCCGCGAAUGGACGGUCCCAGGAUUCUGACGAGGAGCUCACCGUGAACGUCCUGCCGCCCUGGCCCAGUUUUAGGUUCCGCAGAGAGAGACACACUGCCGACGUGGAGAAGGGUGAUGGAAAAGAUGGAAAGGAGGGAAAAGAAGGCGAGUCCUCGCACAGCAGGAAGGUAUCCAUCGCGGAUGACAACACCGUGGUCAAGGGGGGGCGAGCUGGAAAAUGGGGACGGCUUUUAGGAAGCUCCAGCUUGGACUCUGGAAGCGAAACAGGAACUGGCGUGGACACGUUCAAGCGUUCUUUAAGCGCGAGAGAUGCCCGUCCUAGCUCAAGUGCCGGUAGCAAUAAAGUGUUUCCCAAGUUUGGCAAGUUGAGCGGCACCAUAGAGGAAACAGGGGACGCGGAAACUGCGAAGGAGAGCCAACAACUGCAACAACAACAGCAACAAAAUGUCGCGGACUCGAAACAACUUCAACUUCGCCGAUUGGAAAGUUACGACGAUGGAUUGAUCACCACUCAACCGAGCCACGAUCGCGAAAUUCUAGCCGCUGUCCUCGAGGUGAAAGUGGAUCUGAAGCUGGAAGUACAACGAGUGAACCAGAGGUUGGCAAAAAUCGAGGACAUGCUCCAAACGCUGAUGAACAGGUUGCCCGCGGCCAGCCCGCAGCAGCAAAAGAGCACGAACAAUUUUUCGACGGGUGGUAACGGUGGUUCGUCGCAGAAUCAAUCGGGCGGCCAGCCGCAGGGAGGCUCGAGCUGCCAGCAAGGCUCCCAAGCUACUCAAACGUCGGGAGGAGGCGGGGAACAGAAGGUUUCUACGUCCACCUCGACGAGCGGAGGUGAAGUUUACAGGGAGCAGGGGACAACCACUGAAAGGAUGUCCAAGUCCCAGGAGCACCAUCAUCAUCAUCAUCAUCAUCAUCAAUCGCAGUCGGACAGGCUGAAGGAGAGUGAUUACAAGACCUCCUCGAGGGAAGUGAGCAAAGAAUUAUUGGAAAGACUGGCCCAGGCGACUACUUCCAGGGGGGACGACGGUACGCCUCUUGGACCUUUGAUAUUGAGAAAGCGAAGAAGCAAAUCGAGAAACAAGGGGGCUGCACCGUUGGCUCCGUUAGCCAGUCAACCGAUCAGCCCUUCGGAAGCGACGGAGACAACGCAGAUGCUCGAGUGCACCGACGAUAGGGAACAGAGCGCCACGACGGCAGACAGAAGCGAAAGGUCCGACAGAAAGAGGCCUCCGCCCAGGCCCAGAGAGUACUUGUGAAAGUUCUUAAGGCUCCGGGCGGUCGUCUCGAGACUGAUCUUCUUCUAGCGAGAAUCGCAGGAAGGAAUUGCCGUUUUAUGGAAUAUUUUCAUUUUCAAAAGAUUAGAAUUAUAAUAGAUGCGAAUUUUUCGAUAAGAUUGUGAUGCAACGAUGGAGAAAGAAAGUAAAGAAUAUGUAUUUUGAAAGUUAGUCGUGCGUUUAUUGAGAAAAGGAAAUGCGAGUUAUUGUGGAAGUAAAUGAGUAUCGAGGAUUGUAGAAUUUGUGAUUAUUCGAAAAAAUGAGAGAAGUUUAAACAAGUGAUUAGACGAAGAGAAUGACUAUUUUAGCGAACUCUUUUUAACGAAAUGAGACGAGUAAAGGUAUAAUUUAUCUGUAAAAUUUCACUGUGUACAUUUUAAAAACAUGCUGCAUUAUCGCUACUCGCUUCGCGUCUGGUCUUUAACGAGUAUUCGUCGGUACACGCGAGAAAUGAGCCUGACUCUGAGAGAAAAAAGUGAAAGUUUGAUAGAAACAGAAUGGAAGAAAAUAAAAAAAAUGAAAAAAGAGAGAAAAGAAGAAGAAAGAAAAAUGUAGGGAAAAAGGCGUUCGUGCCGAUGAAAAACGGUCCCGCUACUAUAACAGAACUUGGCAUAUUUUUGCAUGGCCAAAAACAAGCGAUUAAAAAAUAAAAAAAGUAUCAAAGAAAAAAGAAAAACAUAAAAAAGUAUAUCGAAUUAUAUACUGCUUGCGACGGCUUCUUCGAGACAUCGAAACGUUAUAAACGAGAGGAUGAAAAACUAACAUUCAAAAUACUCACGUUGUAACAUGUAACGUUAACACACACUGUAAUCGUAGGUUUACACGCAUUUUUAGGGGAUCUCAGCUAGAUUCGUGAUUGAGCGCGAUAGAUUUUAAGUAACAUUAACAACCAACAACAACAACAACAACAACAACAACAACAACAAAAGAAAACAAGAAAUAGAAAAACAAACGAAAGGAAAAAAGUGUGUGAAGAUAAAUAAUAAAGGAAAAAUAAUUUGGAAAGGAAAUAACAGAUGUCGUCAGAGAAGCGGUGGAGAAAGUGAAAAUGAGGUUAGGUAGAAACUAAAAAUUAAUUCUCGGUCAGUUCUCGAUUCAUUCUAUUGAAAAAAAUAAUUUUUUGAUAAACAUUCCAAUUCUCUAACGAUUUGAGCGAAAUUCUAUAAUUGCCCGAAACGUUUUGAAUUUAUCGGUUAAGCAGUAAAUGUAAAAAAAUUUUGAAAAAUCGAUCGAGAAUAUGGAAAGGGAAUCGCAAGGCAAUUAUCGCGUUUUAAUUUUUUAAUUUUUAGAUAAUCGACUUCGUGACUCGAAAUGAAAAUAUGUUUUAUCAUUGCUUCGCUAUCGCUACAUCAUGUUCUUCCUUUUUUCAUAAUUUUUUUUAUUUUUAUUUUUUUUUUUUAUCUAUUUCAUUCGAUAACUUCGCAAAAAAGGAAUUGGCGAGCGUGUAAACGUUGAUCGAUGGUUUUUUUCAAUAGUUCAGUCUUAUUGUAAACUAUGUGUGCUUGUGUGUAUUUAUGAGCGCGUGUGUACGUAUGUGCGUGUGCAUACGUGACCAAAAUCGGUUACGAGUAUGUAAAUUUUUGAGAAAAUUCGUUGCAGUGAACCUUGGGAGAACUAUUAUCGACUUUUAUUGAUUAUUAUUGAUUUUAUUGAUUUUAUACUUUAUAUGGCUGUGCUUGCUUAAGUUUAACUUGAUUAAAUUUUAAAUUAAAUUAUUUUUAUUUUUAGACUGUUCAUUGACUUUUUUUUUUACAUUAUUAAUAUAAAAUAUAAGUAUAAAUAAUAAAUAUAAUAAUAUAAAAUCGAUAAGAGAUAUAAAAUUGAUCUAUUUUAUUUUUCCUUUUUUUUUUUCUUUUUUGUAUAGAUUUAUUUAAAAACUGAUAUAUAAAAAGUGCUCCUAUAGUCCACACUCUCGUGUCACAUUUUGUAAGUUUCCCGUCAGAAAGUAUUCUCAUUACUCUUUUGAGAAGAUCUCGUUUAUAAAACGAUUCGUGGACCAUGAUCCUCUUAAACGUCUUGAAGAAAAUAUUAUCGUGUUGUUCAAAGAUAAAGCUAUGUAAUGAGGAAGAAUUCAAAAUAUAUCGA
Apis dorsata (giant honeybee) is the source of this 6205-nucleotide messenger RNA. RefSeq names its product potassium voltage-gated channel protein eag (gene eag). Bases 605 to 4102 code for a protein of 1165 amino acids. Gene Ontology annotation, biological process: potassium ion transmembrane transport; regulation of membrane potential. The record is from RefSeq and is a predicted model, not a curated record. NCBI's taxonomy places the organism in Eukaryota, Metazoa, Arthropoda, Insecta, Hymenoptera, Apidae. Gene Ontology annotation, molecular function: voltage-gated potassium channel activity. The transcript has 14 exons. Gene Ontology annotation, cellular component: membrane.